AUGAAGGUCGAAGAAGUUCAGAAAUGCCUUGAAACCCUCGAAGAUGAGGAGUUGGAGGUGGACGAAGGAAUUGAGAGGUACCGUAGAAUGCUCAAGAAACUGAAAUUCAAGAAAGACAAAGAAACUCUGAAGUGCCUUGAAACCCUCGAGAAAGAGGAGUUGAAGAUGGACGGAAGAAUUGAGAAGUACCGGAGAACGCUCAAGAAACUAAAGUUCAAGAAAGACAAAGAAGCUCGCAAGUGCCUUGAAACCCUCAAGACAGGGAAUCUGAAGAUGGACGAAGAAGUUGAGAAGUGCCACAGAGCUCUCGAGAAGCUGAAGUUCAGGAAAGAGAAAGAAGCCGAGCAGUGUCUUAGAACCCUCAAGGACGGGGACUUGAAGAAGUACCAAGAAACUAAGAUGUUCAUCAAAUUCCUCGAGAAAUUGAGGUCGAAGGUGGACGAGGAAGUUCGGAAGUUCUUUAGAGCUCUCAAGAAGCUGAUGUUCAGGAGAGACAAAGAAGGCGAGAAGUUUCUUCAAACUUUCGAGAGAGCGAAGUUGGACAUGGACGAACAAAAACUGAGGUUCAAGGAGGACAAAGAAGCUGAGAAGUCUCUCGAAACCCUCGAAGAAGAGGAGUUGGAGAUCGACGAAGAAUCUGCCCGAAGAUCUUCCACGAAUGAAACGCAAAAGAAGCGACACUGA
This is a messenger RNA of Penaeus indicus, 684 nucleotides long. Its product is annotated as girdin-like. Bases 1 to 684 code for a protein of 227 amino acids. Lineage: Eukaryota; Metazoa; Arthropoda; Malacostraca; Decapoda; Penaeidae. The transcript has 2 exons. The record is from RefSeq and is a predicted model, not a curated record.